Messenger RNA from Racocetra persica, 836 nucleotides. The record is from the annotation of a GenBank genome assembly. NCBI's taxonomy places the organism in Eukaryota, Fungi, Glomeromycota, Glomeromycetes, Diversisporales, Gigasporaceae.
AUGUAGCAACUCGUGAAUCCUAUUUUAUGGAAGAGCCAUUACUUUCAAGUCGCAUACAAAAAAAUAAUGAAUUCGAUUUGUAUUCUAUACCGACUUUAAAACAAUUGUCAACCCAACUACCAACUACGGAUGUUUCUUCUGAACCUUUCGCGGAAAGCGAAAUGCAACAAUUUACAUUGGAUGAUUUGUGUUUAUCGCAUCAUGAAGAAAUGAUAGAUAACAUUGCCAGUAUUAUAUCAUUCUUAAAGGAAAAUGACGUUCGCAACGAUAAUGAUUUUAUUGUUUCUAUCAAAGAAUUUAAGUUUGAGGAUCAUUACAUUGAAGAACCCCUAAUUUCAAUAAAAGUUAAUAAAAGCACACAAGAACUGCCAAAUAAAAUUAUUGAAAUUGUUCCUCUAAUUAUAGAUGAGAUUGAUAUAAAUGUUCAGAAUGAUCAAUUAGUUCCUGAAGAAACUGGUGUUAAAGCACCUUUAGAGAUGUUGAAUGAAUGGGAAAGGAUUGAUGAGUCAACUUUUGACAUUGAAGGAAUUCCAGAAUCUAAUUAUGUAGAAUUUGAUGUAUCAUCCGAUCCAUUUUUGGCUUCCCGAGAGUCCAUUCACCUAUUUUGUUUGACAAACGGAGAACCUGCAAUGAUACCUGCAAGAUAUGAUCCUUUGGAGAUAGAUCGCAGAAAACGGCGUAAAACCGAUUUUGGAUCAGAGACUGGAAAUGUGGAUGACAAAGACGUGACAAUAACGGACUCUUUGGCACAAACAAUAAAGUCCGUAAUAUCCGAAGAUGCUACCUUUAUGCAUCAGAAAUUUGAAGAUCAGACAGCGCUUCAAUCGGACCUUUGA